Messenger RNA from Aspergillus nomiae NRRL 13137, 1275 nucleotides. RefSeq names its product SDR family NAD(P)-dependent oxidoreductase. Bases 1 to 1275 code for a protein of 424 amino acids. The record is from RefSeq and is a predicted model, not a curated record. The transcript is spliced from 5 exons. Gene Ontology annotation, molecular function: oxidoreductase activity, acting on the CH-OH group of donors, NAD or NADP as acceptor. NCBI's taxonomy places the organism in Eukaryota, Fungi, Ascomycota, Eurotiomycetes, Eurotiales, Aspergillaceae.
AUGCCUCUUCCCCAACUCCUAGUAGGCAAAGUCGCCGCCAUCACAGGCGGAUUAACAGGAAUUGGCAGGGCCAUCGCCCUCGAAUACCUCCGCCACGGCGCAAAAGUAGCCAUCAACCACCUGGGCGGACCAAAAGAGGAGCCUCUCCUUGAAGCGCUGCAAAAGGACGUCUCCGAGAUCACCGGCGCCGACUCACACAGCUUCAUCGCCGUCCCGGGGGACGUCACGCAGCCUGAAACGGGACGCGACUUCGUCGCCAGAACGGUCGCUGCCUUUGGCCGACUGGAUAUCUUCGUGAGCAACGCUGGCGUGUGCAAAUUCGCCGAGUUCCUGGAGUUCGUUCUACCCUACCCUAUCCUAUCUUUGAUGCUAGUUGAUCCUCCCCUCCUCGGCCACACGGUAAACACCAAUCUCUCCGGAGCCUUCUAUGCUACGCAGGCGGCGGCACGACAGAUGGCCCUGGAACAGUCGCCGCCUGGCGGGUCUAUUAUCGGGAUAAGUUCUAUUUCGGCACUUGUGGGUGGCGGUCAGCAGACUCAUUAUACGCCUACUAAGGCUGGAGUUUUAAGUCUUAUGCAAUCUUGUGCGGUUGCACUGGGGAAAUAUAAUAUCCGGUGUAAUGCGCUGUUACCUGGGACUAUUCGGACGCAGCUAAAUGAUGAGGAUAUGAGUGAUCCUGUCAAGCGGGAAUAUAUGGAGGGGAGGAUUCCCCUUGGGAGGCUUGGGCAGCCGCCAGAUUUGGCGGGGCCGGCGGUGUUUUUGGCCUGUGAGGAGUUGAGUAGUUAUGUGACUGGUGCACAGCUCCUUGUGGAUGGUGGGGCGUUUGUAAAUCUUCAGUUCUUAGGCGAUCAUAUCUCGACUCCGUAUGCUUUCACUGCUACUCCACCCCAUACAUUUCUCUUCUCUUCGUCAGUUAACUGCCUCUUCUCUAAGAUGCUUUCCACUAUGCUCUUCCAACGUCUCCAGGUGACUGCGUUACCGCCUCCCCCUACGUUGCAGACCGGCCAAUCAGACCCAAACAUCACUCGCUCAGCACCAAAUGUAUCAAACACUACAUCAGUCCAAGGGCGAAUCCUCUCCACAAUAGAAGCAAUAUCAGGUUCGGGAUCCGAAGGGACUGGCAGUAGCUCAGAGAAGCCGCCCGAAAGCUUCAUGUACGUGUUGGGAUACUGUGCCAUGGCGGUGACCAGAGACGACCAUUCCAGAAAUUCGGGAUGCGUCGUUAUCGAGGCGGGCGAUGGAUCGGGAAGCCGGAGAUUCGGCUUACAGAGGUGA